Nylanderia fulva is the source of this 1163-nucleotide messenger RNA. The record is from RefSeq and is a predicted model, not a curated record. NCBI's taxonomy places the organism in Eukaryota, Metazoa, Arthropoda, Insecta, Hymenoptera, Formicidae.
AUGUCCACAAAAUCUGCGAAUGAACUUAUUGCAUUUGAUCUCGUGUCCGUAUCUAGAUAUAUGGAAAAUCAAUUUCACGCUAUGCUCGAUUUCAUAUGUUCGAGUGAUCAUCCGAUUGGUGAAGUAACACAUUACUUUUGGAGACGAAAUGCUAUGCAAGAAUUUAGAGAUGUUUUAGCUAAACCAGACGAAACAAAUAUCGAUGAUUUAAUUUCUGGGCUAAAUGAUGAUCAAAGGAAAGUAUUCGAUACCAUUACAAAUACCAUUAAAUCUGAUUCGAAAUGCUUGAGACAUUAUACUAAUAUUACAAAUGCUGAACUUAAUAAGUGCGAACAAGAUUUAAUGAUCUUUGUUGCUUUGUUUGAGGUCCUAUAUGGAAAAGAAUCAAUGCGGUUUAAUGUGCAUUUGUUGCUCCAUGCUGUUCAAUCUGUUCGGAAGUGUGGACCUUUAUGGGCUACAUCAACCUUUCCUUUUGAAUGUAAUAUUUAUUUGUUAAAGCAGCUAGUUAAUGGACCAAAGGGCGUUGAGCAGCAAAUAGCUAAAAAGUCAUUACAGAUUUUGUCAUAUAAAGUAGGAAUGUCAAGUAGUUCAUCGCCGAAUCAUGUAAAAGCGUUUUGUGAGCAAUUGUUCAUGAAAAAUCAGUCGACUGUAAAUGUUGAAGUAAAUGAUGGAGUAGUAUUUUAUGAUUCACAACAUGUAUAUAUCUCAGAUAGCGCUCCAGUUACAACAAAACGGAUAUAUAACAAAUGUAUAUAUAAUAAUCAGGUGUACCAUAGUAAAAAUUAUAAACGAUCAAAAAAAUGGAACGACACUAUUGUACAGUUAAAAUGCGGAAAAAUUGUUAGAAUCGAUGAUAUAAUUAAUGUACCUGAAACAGGAUGCCACUUCUUAGUUACCACAUUCGUUGCCGAAAAAGUAAUUUUACGUGCAAAUUAAUGCACUGUCGAUGAAACAACGUCUCCAGAUGAGACAUUAGCAAGAAUUGGUGACAUUGAUAUGCCACAUAUGUGGAAAUUUGUAGAAGAGACGGGCCAACGAUUUGUAAUUUCAAUUCAUGAUGUUUGUUCGAAAAUGGUUGUCAUGGACGUAGGAACUGAGCAAUUUAUUUGCGCUAUGCCAAAUAUAUUCGAGAUUGACUAAAUAAAAGUUCGCAAUUUCCUAUA